AUGUCCAAAACAAGAACAAUAAAUGAGAUAUUAGAAGAAUUGAAAAGUAUAGAUGAAGAAUGCUCUGAAAUAGAUGAAGACUCGCAAUCUGAAGGAGAAGAUGAAGAUGUUGAAUUUUCCAACAUUUUCAUUCAUGAAAUUGGUGGAGAAUAUGAAAAUGAAUCUUCAAAUACCGAAGAAGAGGAAAUUUUGAUUGCAAAUAGAGGGCGAAAGAGAAUGAGGUUGAUAUCAGAUUCUGAAGACGAAGGAGAAGAAAUCGCCAUGGAUGGGACAGUAUGGAAAAAGAUUGACACAUGUUCUACUCCUGGCAGACGACCCCUUCAUACUAUUUUCAAAGGUCUAUCAGGUCCAACUGGGCACGCCAAAAGAAAUAUUAUGAAAGGAAGUGUCAGCUCAGCAUUUUAUUUGCUAUUCGACAAUCAUAUGAUGGAACACAUUAUAAAAAGUACGGAAGCGGAAGCAAGAAGAGUUUUGGGAAAAGAAUGGAGCUUAUCUCGAAAUAAAUUAGAGUCAUUUAUAGCCAUUUUAUAUAUUCGUGGUGCCAAUGAGCAAAAAAAUGUUGACGCAACGUUUUUAUGGAAUAAAAAAUGGGGUCAUCCAUGUUAUUCCAAUGUCAUGAGUCGUAAUUGCUUCAAGGAAAUUCUAAGAUUUAUGCGCUUUGAUAAUAAAAAUGAGCGAAGCCAACGGUUAGGAGUGGAUAAAUUUUGCUUUGGCAUCUAA
Messenger RNA from Eupeodes corollae, 720 nucleotides. RefSeq lists its product as uncharacterized. The transcript has a single exon. NCBI's taxonomy places the organism in Eukaryota, Metazoa, Arthropoda, Insecta, Diptera, Syrphidae. Bases 1 to 720 code for a protein of 239 amino acids. The record is from RefSeq and is a predicted model, not a curated record.